AUGAAGUUCCAGCUACUCGCCUUGACCGCUUUUGCGCCUCUUUCUCUGGCCGCUCUUUGCGACCAGUACCAGAGCCAGUCCCAGGGCGGUUACAUCUUCAACAAUAACAAGUGGGGACAGGGCUCCGGCUCUGGUAGCCAAUGUCUCACCAUAGAUAAGACUUGGGAUGGAAAUGCUGCUUUUCAUGCCGACUGGAGUUGGUCUGGCAGCGCUAACAACGUCAAGUCUUACCCCUACGCUGGUCUCGAGUUCGGCCGCGGCAAGAAGGUGAGCUCUAUCGGCAGCAUCAACGGUGGUGCCGACUGGGACUACUCUGGAAGCAACAUUCGCGCCAACGUCGCUUAUGAUAUCUUCACUUCUGCCGAUCCCAAUCAUGUUACCAGCAGCGGUGACUACGAGCUCAUGAUCUGGCUCGGAAAGCUCGGUGACAUCUACCCCAUCGGAAACUCCAUCGGCAGAGUCAAGGCCGCCAACCGCGAAUGGGACCUCCACGUCGGCUACAACGGUGCUAUGAAGGUCUUCAGCUUCGUCGCCCCCAGCCCGGUUACUCGAUUCGACGGAAACAUCAUGGACUUCUUCUAUGUUAUGCGCGACAUGCAAGGCUACCCCAUGGACAAGCAGUACCUGCUUACCCUCCAAUUCGGUACUGAGCCCUUCACCGGAAGCAACGCCAAGUUCAGCUGCUGGUACUUCGGUGCCAAGAUCAAAUAA
Molecule: messenger RNA, 711 nt
Organism: Clonostachys rhizophaga
Lineage: Eukaryota; Fungi; Ascomycota; Sordariomycetes; Hypocreales; Bionectriaceae
Source: the annotation of a GenBank genome assembly